GGUUCAGGCGAUGCACAGCUUUCGGUUAUAGUGAAUGACGCAUUAGGUGAGAACCGACAAGAACAGAUGAUGGCGAGUGUUUUGUUGAACACUGAAAAUAAGUUGGCAUUUGAAGCAUGGGUAGAAGCAACAGGCAUCGCUCUGGUCCAGAUCAACGGCCAAAGGAAGUUUGGUGGACCACCUCCAGGUUGGACUGGCCCCCCUCCUCUGACUGGGUCUGAGGUCUUCAUUGGCAAGCUACCACAGGACCUGUACGAGGACAAGCUAAUCCCAUUGUUUCAGUCGGCUGGUAAACUCUACGAGUUCCGUCUCAUGAUGACAUUCAGUGGUGAAAACCGAGGGUUCGCGUAUGCCAAGUAUGCCAAUCGCUGGUAUGCCCAGUGUGCCACUGCAAUGUUUAAUGGCUACCAAAUACGUGACGGGUUCCCCAUGGUGGUGUGCAGGAGCACUGAGAAAAAUGAGCUGUGUGUUAGAGGCAUCCCAUGGGGGAAGCAGAAACUGGAGGUACUGGAGGUGCUGAAGGAGCUGACAGAGGGAGUGACGGACUUGUCACUUCACCUGAACACAGACCGGAGGAAGAUGGUGAUGUUGCUUGCUGUUGUCAAGUAUGAGAAUCAUCAGGCUGCAGCAAUGGCGAAGAAGAGGCUUGUAGAAGGCUGUAUUGAACUCUGGGGCCAAGCCAUCGAGGUUGACUGGAUAAAACCAGAUGGAAAACAGAAGAGCCACCAGAGGCUUCUCUCCGAAGUCCAGCCCAGUCUGCCCUUGGCUCCCUGGCCGGUGCUGACCCGUGGGCUCCCUUUGCCGCCGCUAAGAGGUGCUGCCAGGUGCUCCGUGCCUGAACUUGAUAUCUCCUCUGGCUCUGACCAAAGCAUUGCGCCUGUUGGGCUCGGCAGCCGGCUGACCCAGCACCUGUACUUGAAGGAGGGCCCAGGUCCACUGAACAUGGGACGUGAUGAAGUUCAACUUUUAAAUGCCUAUUGUAUGGCGAAGGAGCUCGGGACUCCAAUUUAUAGCAUCCAGUCUUUGAGUUCUGAUAAGCAUCGCUUUCUGUUUAAAGUGUUCUUGCCCAGUCUUGCUGCCUGUUUCAGUGGGGCUGUGACCCUGACUUCAAAUGAUCUGGCUUCGGGAAAGGAUGUGGCCAAGCAAGAAGCUGCACACCAGGUCCUGAUGCAUUUAGGCCAUUCCAUGGGUUUUGAUGGCUUUAAUCUCCCUAAAGCCUCGACUUUGGAGAAUCCACCUGAAUGAUGGGUUUAACUAUGAGCUACUCCUUCGCUUUUUGUUUCUGAAAUUUUUUUCAUCUGAGCACGAGUUUAUGUCUCUGAUUAAAAAUAUUUAAAGUUGCUAAGUUUGCCCAUUCAUUGUGAGCUUUAUCAGGACAUUUUCCUUUUGUACUUAACCGGAGCUGAGCUAUCUUUUAAGUUACGUUUUUUUUUUGUUUGUUUGUUGCUUUACCUGUACCAGCCACUGAGCUGAACCUGUGGUGUGUUUACAGUUUUACAAUAUAAAAUAGAAUUCACCUCUAAUGUGCCAACAAUAACAUUCUGUUAUUUCAGGCAACAAUUUAGGACACUAGAAUCAGACCUUUAAUGCAGGAUUUUCAAAGAGCUCACCUUUUUAAAAUCUCCUGAAGUGUCUAAUUUCUUGUUCCUAAUUCUUGUUGACAAUGUCUGUCAUUUACAAAAUCUGAUCUGUUAACAAUGGAGGAGCCUGAAAUAUUUGUAAAUAUCUCGAGUGCCUUUUCCUCCCUAUGUACACAAGUGCUGAACUAUAAUUUGAAGUUUUUUGCAUAAAACUUGUAAAUUAUUGUCCAGAAAUUAAAACAGAAUUUAGUAGAUUGUAUUGUUAUACUUCCAGUCCUUUUUUUAACCAAAAAUGUAUAAUUUAGUUGGAUUUCUGUUCAUUUGGGACUUUGACUACAUUUUAUGUUUUAGCUAAGUGUAACGUUGUAAAUAUUGCAUAGCAGUCCAGUGACUAUUUUAAAAACCUUUUUUUUCUGUCCAAGGGGACAUAGACCAGGCUUUGCAUGAGAGAAUCUAAAUGGAGCAAAAAUGGAUCAAGGUUUUGCUCCCAAGGUACAGAUGUAAUAUUGUUUCAUGUCCUACUGAGGAGCUCAAUAAAUGGGUUACAGCUUCCCAGCUACAAAGUCUGGGAUGUCCAAGUUGCAGAAUAUUUAGUCAUGAGAUGCUCUUUAUGGUACAGAAUUGUUUUAUGGUGUGCUUGCCGGGAGUAACUUGGCUGCCAUCUUGACAAUUAAUGACUUUAACAUGAUGGACUCUAAUAUGGGGGGAAAGAUAAUCUCUGGUUCAUUGUUGACCCAGCAAAGACUAUAGCCUGGAAUAACUGCAUUGAGGCUACUAAUAGUAAAUGGUUUAAAAAAACGACAAUUAUGAUGAAGCUUCAACAGGUUAACUCCCCAGUCCUUAUCAGUUCUAUUCCAUUUGAUACUUGCCUUUUAUUCACACGUAUAAUUCUGUGCAACCAAGAGAGCAAUCUGUCUGUUAUGAUGCUGUUCAUCUGCCAUUUGUUGCCAGAUAUAAAUCUCUUCAAAUCCAACUGCGCCACACCCACACACUAAUAGCUGUGUUUUGGGGGAGUAAAUGUUCUGAAGAAUGAUAGAUCCUUAUAUCAUUUGACCCAAACCCACUGAGCUUCACAUUAGAAAUGCAUUGAACCUCAUCUUAAUAAGAUGCCAUUCUGGCAACUGUCCAUGCUGGUCUUAUGACAGUGAGACUUAACUUAAAAAGUUUUAUUCGUCAACUGAUGUUUGGUGACUUCUGCUUUACUCAAGUAUUUUUGUUUCAUGUAACUUUAAAUGUUGUGAAAAAUUGUUCUGGUUUAAAGUUGGAUGUGGUUUUUCUUUAUGUUGUGAUUUUAAUUUUUGCAAAAUUCUGGUGGAAGAAAAUGUUGCAUUUUAAGUGUAUUA
Carcharodon carcharias (great white shark) is the source of this 2923-nucleotide messenger RNA. Its product is annotated as dead end protein homolog 1-like. NCBI's taxonomy places the organism in Eukaryota, Metazoa, Chordata, Chondrichthyes, Lamniformes, Lamnidae. The record is from RefSeq and is a predicted model, not a curated record. Gene Ontology annotation, cellular component: nucleus; cytoplasm. Bases 67 to 1245 code for a protein of 392 amino acids. Gene Ontology annotation, molecular function: mRNA binding. Gene Ontology annotation, biological process: mRNA stabilization; negative regulation of miRNA-mediated gene silencing. The transcript is spliced from 5 exons.